AAGUGAAUCAUUUAUUUUGGUUCAUUCUAGUGAAGACGCUAAUUGUGGCACCUCCACAAAAUUGAAAAUUAUUGAUCAUAAAGUUUUAAUUUGGGUUUUGUGAAAAAUGGCUACCAAAGUCGCUGUAGUAACCGGCUCUAACAAAGGUAUUGGUUUCGCUAUAGUCCGCGGCCUCUGCAAGCGCUUCGAUGGCGUUGUUUACUUGACGUCCCGAGAUAUAGGACGCGGGAAACAAGCCUUAGCUGACCUUGAGAAAGAAGGUUUACAUCCAAAAUACCAUCAAUUGGAUGUCACAGACAAGCAGAGUUUGGAAAAGUUUAGAGAUUACAUGAAGAGUAAAUACAGUGGUAUCGAUGUUCUGGUUAACAAUGCUGCCAUCGCGUUUAGUAAUGACGCACCGGAGCCGGUGUCAGUGCAAGCUGAACAAACACUGUUCGUCAACUAUUUCUCCCUGUUGUCCACUUGCGACAUACUCUUCCCUCUCCUCAAAAAUGGCGCGAGAGUUGUGAACCUCUCGAGUGCUCUUGGUCACUUAAGCUUCAUUCCAAGUAAAGCCUUGAGAGACCGUUUUAAGGAUGAGAAACUGACUAUUUCCGAGCUAUCUAGUCUGAUGCAGCAGUAUGUGGAUGCCGCUAAACAGGGAACACAAGUUGCAGAGUGGGGCAACUCUUCAUAUGUGGUCUCCAAAGCUGGGGUCACUGCACUGAGCAAAAUCCAACAAAGAUUGUUGAACGACAGGGAUAUCAAAGUGAAUUCCGUCCAUCCCGGGUACGUGGAUACGGAUAUGACGUCACACAAGGGCCCGCUCACCAUCGACGAGGGUGCGUCAGCGCCAUUAUACCUGGCCUUGGAUGCCCCUGACUCCGUUCGAGGACAAUAUGUCUGGCAUAACUCCAAGAUCGUCAACUGGGAGAGUGAGAAACUUGAAGAAAGUAUCUAAAGUGGAACGAAGAGAUUUAGUAGAGGGUAGGUCCUUGGCAAGAUUUUUAAUUAGUUUUGAGUAACGUGAACAUGUUAUCAUAGAAGUAAGGGUAGACUUAUAUAAAAAUAUAUAAAAUUCUCGUGUCACAGCGUACGAAAUGGAACUCCUCCGAAACGGCUGGACCGAUUCUCAAUUAAAUUUUGUGUUCAUAUUGAGUAGGUCUGAGAAUGGGACAUCUUUUUUUCGUUCUCCAAUUCUUUUUUUUUACUGCCUAGAACUAAUUUGUACGGCAAAAUAACGUUUGCAGGGACAGUUGUAUUAAUAAUAUUACUUUUAAGGCGUGGUGGUAAGCAGCCAUGUGUGUCAACUUGGAUUAGAUAAGAAUUACAUGCCUUUUUUACCUAAUGUCGUAGAGGGCAAUAAGGUCGUGAUGAUGAUAAUAACCAUAGGAUUGAUAGCUAAAAGCAGUACUUUUUGCUUUUACCUAAAAUAAU
This is a messenger RNA of Trichoplusia ni (cabbage looper), 1416 nucleotides long. RefSeq names its product carbonyl reductase [NADPH] 1-like. The transcript has 2 exons. Gene Ontology annotation, molecular function: carbonyl reductase (NADPH) activity. Bases 107 to 940 code for a protein of 277 amino acids. NCBI's taxonomy places the organism in Eukaryota, Metazoa, Arthropoda, Insecta, Lepidoptera, Noctuidae. The record is from RefSeq and is a predicted model, not a curated record.